Messenger RNA from Python bivittatus (Burmese python), 4539 nucleotides. RefSeq names its product RHO family interacting cell polarization regulator 2 (gene RIPOR2). The record is from RefSeq and is a predicted model, not a curated record. Lineage: Eukaryota; Metazoa; Chordata; Lepidosauria; Squamata; Pythonidae.
UCAGAUUCUGCUUGAUGAAGCAGACGAUACCAUCUGUGAAGAAAUAUCUUUAAGAUUCCCAGAAAUCAUGUCAGUAGGAUCGCAUUCAUUCUCCCCAGGAGGCCCUAAUGGGAUUAUUAGAAGUCAGUCCUUUGCUGGUUUCAGUGGUCUUCAAGAAAGAAGAUCCAGAUGUAAUUCCUUUAUUGAGAAUUCCCCUGCACUCAAGAAACCCCAAGCCAAAGUGAAGAAAGCACACCAUUUGGGGCACAAAAGUAGCAGCUCCGCUAAGGAACCUCAGCCUGAAAGAAUGGAGGAAGUUUACAAGGCCUUAAAGAAUGGACUGGAUGAAUAUUUGGAAGUGCAUCAAACAGAACUGGAUAAAUUAAAUACUCAAUUAAAGGACAUGAAAAGAAAUUCACGGCUGGGGGUGCUGUAUGACCUUGACAAGCAAAUGAAAGCAAUUGAAAGAUACAUGAGAAAGCUUGAGUUCCAUAUCAGUAAGGUAGAUGAACUCUUUGAAGCCUAUUGUAUCCAAAGACGGCUUCGUGAUGGUGCCAGUAAAAUGAAGCAAGCAUACGGGUUGUCCCCUGCUAGCAAGGCAGCUCGAGAGAGUUUGUCAGAAAUCAACAAAAGCUAUAAAGAAUAUACAGAGAGCAUGUGUGCCAUUGAAGGAGAGCUGGAAAAUUUAAUGGGGGAGUUCUGCAUCAAGAUGAAAGGUCUGGCUGGCUUUGCUCGACUUUGCCCUGGAGACCAGUAUGAGAUUUUCAUGAGGUAUGGCCGUCAAAGAUGGAAACUAAAAGGCAAAAUAGAAGUCAAUGAUAAGCAAAGCUGGGAUGGAGAAGAAAUGAUCUUCCUCCCCCUUAUUGUUGGGCUGAUCUCCAUUAAGGUCACAGAAGUUAAAGGUCUUGCUACUCAUAUUUUGGUUGGAAGUGUUACUUGUGAAACAAAAGACUUGUUUGCUGCUCAGCCUCAGGUUGUCGCUGUGGAUAUCAAUGACCUUGGCACAAUAAAGCUGAAUCUGGAAAUUACUUGGCAUCCAUUUGAUGUGGAAGACAUUACCCCAUCAACAGGCAACACAAACAGAGCAUCGGCUCUUCAAAGGAGGAUGUCCAUUUAUAGCCAAGGCACCCCAGAAACACCAACUUUCAAAGAACAUUCAUUCUUUUCAAAUUUACCAGAUGAUGUUUUUGAAAAUGGAACGGCAGAAAAUGAGAAAAGGUCAUUAUCUUUCAGCUUCAAUGACAUUACCAAUGGACAUUGCACUACAUCAUACUGUUCAGCGGACUCGUCUUCCACCAUAGAUAAUUCUAAUCCUGAAAUUAUUGCCACAACCCCAGAAACCAGUGGGAAAAGGUUAUCCAAACCUCACACUGUGCACAAUGUUCAUUCAAGCUGUGAGGACUCCACAUCUGAAUCCAACAACUUAAAGUCACAAGAGCAUGAUGAAAAUAUGACCACAAAUCUAGAUUCUGAAGUUUGCCAAAACACUCUUCAUUUGAGAAGCAACGGCGUGUUCUUAGCAAGUAAUGCCUCAGUGUCACUUCUUCAGGAUACAGAUGAGUUAUCAGAAGUCAAACCUGUAGAAUUGGAUACUUUUGAAGGCAAUAUCACAAAGCAGCUGGUUAAAAGACUGACAUCUGGAGAGGGGCCAAUGACACCCGAAAAGUUUCGUUGUGAGGGGUCAAUAAGUGGAGAAUCUGAAGGCUAUAAAUCAUGUGUAGACGGAAGUUUAGAAGAAGCAUUUCAGGGGCUUCUAUUAGCUCUUGAGCCUCAUAAAGAACAGUUUAAAGAAUUCCAGGAUUUGGACCAAGGAAUUAUACAUCUAGAUGAGAUCCUAAAAUGCAGACCAGUAGUAAGUCACAGCAGGUCAUCCAGCUUAAGCUUAACAGUUGAGAGUGCACUGGAAAGUUUUGACUUCCUCAACACUUCUGACUUUGAGGAUGAUGGUGGUACUGAUGAACUUUGCAGUGGUGCUCGUGGUGCAGACUCUGUGUUCUCAGAUACUGAGAUUGAGAAAAACAGUUACAGGUCAGAACACCCAGAAGGCAGAGGGCAUCUCAGUGAAGCCUUGACAGAAGACACAGGAGUUGGUAACAGUGUUGCUGGAAGCCCUCUUCCAUUGACCACAGGAAAUGAAAGCCUUGAUAUCACCAUAGUCAAGCACUUGCAGUACUGCACACAGCUUAUCCAGCAAAUUGUAUUCUCUAGCAGAACUCCAUUUGUCACAAGGUAUCUUCUGGAUAAGCUAUCUCAACAAAAUUUAGUGAUUCAGAGUCUUGCAGAGAUCAGCAGCGAGACUCUGGGGAACUUCAGACCUAUAAGUGAAGCAAUUCCAGAACUUCAGAAAAAGAUAUCCCUUCUUUCUUUCUGGAAUAAGUGUACCAAUUCUUCUGGGUUGUAUCACACCUCUGCAGACAAAAUGAUUAAACAACUGGAUAUCACUUUUGCUACAGUGGUGAAUGAUGAAUGUCCAGGACUUUCAGAAACAGUAUUCAAAACCUUGAUUUCUCAUAUCUCGGACCGUGCAGAACCUAUCCUCUCCUCGAGCCUGUCCUUGGAAAUCAUAACAGUUUUUCAAUAUUACAACUAUUUCGCUAACAAAAAUGUUAGUGAUCUGGCAAACUAUUUGCUUCAGCUUGCAAGAGAAGCUUUAAUAGUACAAACUCUACAAUCCUUAAGAGAUGAAAAGUUCUUGCAGAACAAGGCCAGUUUAACUUCCAUCAGUCUCUCACCUCAACAAGAAGUGCUGAAAUCUUUGGCUGUCCUUCUGACUGAAAAUAAAAGGGAGACCUGUGAAGCUGUGAUAACAAUAUUGUCAGCUGCCGCAGCAGAAAACAAGCACUUCAGGGAAAAGGCUUUAAUUUAUUACUGUGAAAGCCUUGCCCAGCCCAGCCUCCAUCUGCAGAAGGCUGCUUGCCUGGCCUUGAAAUGCCUUCAGGCAACUGAAAGCAUUAAAAUGCUGGUCACUCUUUGCCAGUCUGACAAUGAAGAGGUUAGGAAUACAGCCUCUGAAACCUUGCUCUCUCUUGGAGAAGAUGGACGGCUGGCAUAUGAACAGCUAGACAAAUUCCCCCGUGAAUUUGUUAAAGUUGGUGGUCGACAUGCAACUGAAGUGGCUACAGCUUUUUAAGUGUUUCAUUUGCAUUUUAAGACAUGCCAACCUCAUCUUAACCAAGAUGGUCCUGAAAGUGAAUUGGAAAUACAAAACCCAUUCUUUUGAAAUUUCUUUUGAAACUUAGGAACUCAUCAGCAUUCAAAGAAAAAGAGAGAAUUUAAUGCAUGGGCUGCUGUUGGCUUUUCUGUGUAGCUUAUAGUGAAAUAUUGAUUUGUUGAAGAUUAUGAUAAUCUUGCUUUUUUGUGAAAUACAUGUAAUUGUUGUAAAGCCUUGGAAAAAUGAGAGAUGUUUUGAAAUUAUUACAUAAGACAUGUUUAAUGUAGAGCAGUGCUUGUUUGGUGGGCAUAAUUGUGCCAGUUUGGAAUAUGUGUUGAAAACAUUGAAAAGCAGACAUUUAAAGCCAUUCUGAUUCCCACCUACUCUGAGCCUCUGUAUUUGUCAAAUAUCUGCCCAUCUGAUUUUAUUAGUAGUAGUCAUCUAGAUUAGGAUAAGCAAUAUUCAAUUAGGCCAAAGGAUGUGAAACUCCAGACAGUGUGAUUUGUGCCCCAUUUUUAAAUUUCCUUUCUUCCUUUCUUCCUGCCCUUCACUCAGAAAUGCACAUUGAUGCUAGAAUACUUUUUUUAUUGAUAACCAAUUGUGUGAGUUGUGUAAAGCAAAUAGAAAAUUAAAUUUGCUCUUUUUUCUACAAAGGAUUAUAUAGAGUAUACUUAAUUACAGGUAAGCCCUGAAUUCCCAGACUUUCAGGGAAGAGUGAGGUUUUGUUACUUGUUAAGAGCUUGAUUUAUUUAAUUUUUUCAAUAUGACAGAUGACAACAAAGAUGUCUUCUGGGCUCCCUUAUAGAGCAUACAGUAAUCAAGGUAGUUUAUAGCGUAAUCUGAUGCAGACUUACUCUGAAGAAAAUCCUCUUGAAUUCAUCCUGAUUUACUCUCAAAUAAGAAUGCAUAGGAUUGCAGCCCCAAAGUGUUUAACCGAAGUCCUUGCUACUAUUUCUAUGGAUUAUACAAUUAUAAAAGCAAUUAGCUUCUCUGCUACUGUUGGGGUGCUACAAGGAAAAAAAAAAUCAUCAGUCUCUGAAUCAGGUAGAUUUUGAAGUUUGGUUUAGAAAUAUGAUCUAAUAAAGCCCUUUUUAGAAAUGCAUUGUUAAGACAGUAUUUUUGUGAAUGUUAUAAUGUUGUAUAUAUCUGUAUAUUUAUAAAUUGCAUAUAAAUAUUACUUGAUUAAAACUACAUUUGUACAGUUACUGAAAGGUCUAUUGGAGAAAAAAGCAUUUCUCAUAACGUGUGAAAGUGUUAUGCUUCAGGUUUUUACAGCACAUUGCUCACAUGAGCUUGCAACCUUUUAUGGUCGUCUUUUGUACUGAUUCUUGACUUAUAUAUGCCUUCUAAUUUUGUGGUAUUUGUUACUUCCAGUAUUUACUGCUCCCUUUAAGUUAUAAUAAAUAUUA